This is a messenger RNA of Vigna umbellata (rice bean), 7639 nucleotides long. Its product is annotated as zinc finger FYVE domain protein. Lineage: Eukaryota; Viridiplantae; Streptophyta; Magnoliopsida; Fabales; Fabaceae. The record is from RefSeq and is a predicted model, not a curated record.
AAAUCCCACAGUUUCAUGUUCCAACCCUUUCUCUUUCACUAACUUCUUCAAUUCAAUUAAUCUUCAUUUCUGAACCAGCCAAAUCCUGGAAGAAAAGAAAUCACUAGGAUAAACCCACACACCUUAAAUUCCACCGGUUUCUGAUGCAGUGAAAUCGAAAGUACGCAUUGCAAUGGGGAGAGAAACAGAAAUCCUCUCUCGCCUCGCCGCUAACCACCUCCACCUCGCUCAAUUCGAGCCCUUGCGCGGUGUUCUCUUAGCCCUACGGGCGCGAAACCGCGACCUCGCUCGGGAUAUUCUUCAGACCAUCGUUGCCCGAUCGGGUCGGGUCCCUAAUGUUGCGUGGUCCAGUUCCUGUUCCUCCCCCGCGCUCCUCACCUUCUUAUCUACACAGGAAUUGCUGCAAUUGGACAACGCAUCCUCGGCGUGGAACUUUGACUCUGAAACGCUGCGUUUGCGCGCCGAAUUUCUGUUGCUAGUUCAAGAUUUGAUAGACCUGCUGCCGGAGGGUGAUGGAGAGUUGGGGAAUUGUAGAGGAGUAUUGGAUAAACUUUUGGAAUUGGGCGCAAAGUGGUUGAGAGUGGACGGGGAUGGUGAAAUUGAUGGGAGUGUGAGUGUUACUGUGAUCGAAGAAGGAGAGUUGGCGAGUAUGAGGAAAUUAAUUUUGGAUCACGAGCGUGUUUUUGACUCUCUAUGUGGGAAUAUACAUAGGCAAAUUAGGCACUGGGAAUGUGAGGAUUCGGGGGAGGGAAGUGGAGGGUUGGAAGAGGAGGAUGCUAGGGUGCUUCGUGGGAUACAGAGAACGGUGCAGGUUGUUCAUUUGAAUGCUAUGAGGGACAGUCUUGAAUCGGGUGAUGCAGAAGGGGCCGUUUCUCAUAUACGUUAUCUGCAUUUUGAUUAUGGAGUCGAGCAGCAAUCGGAGUACCGCAUAGUUUUGAAAGAUCUCCUCAAGGUUGUCUUGUCAAAAAGUGAUAAGUUUGGAGACUCAUGGCUUAUCAUGCGUAAUCAAUUGCUACAUAUCUAUAGUGAAGCCAUUUCAUCAAAUUGCAGUGAUAUUGUACAAAUGUUGCAGAGCAUUCACGAUGAGCUAUUGUCUGAAGAGAUUGAAAUUGAUAGAGUUCAAACUGAGAACUUCAUUCCACAUCCUCUUGUACGUCUCCAAAAAUAUCUAGAAGAAGUAAAGUCUGGUAAGAAUUCAGAUGAUAAAACAUUACCCCCAAAUGACGUAAUUAGGCACUGCAAGACAUCUAUGUAUCAUUAUGCUCGUGUUUCUGGACUACACGUUCUUGAGUGUAUUAUGGAUACUUCCCUGUCUUCUGUGAAGAGGGAGCAGCUGGAUGAAGCUAGCAAUGUCCUCCAGUUGUUUCCACUGCUUCAGCCUUUGGUAGCGGCCAUGGGUUGGGAUUUAUUGGCUGGUAAAAUAGCAGCACGAAGGAAGUUAAUGCAACUUCUCUGGACAAGUAAGUCAAAAGUAAUUCGGCUUGAAGAAUCUUCUCUUUAUGGUAAUAAAUCAGAUGAGAUGUCCUGUGUGGAGCAUCUAUGUGACACCUUAUGCUAUCAGCUUGAUCUUGCCUCUUUUGUUGCUUGUGUGAAUUCUGGCCAGUCUUGGAAUUCAGAAUUCUCAUUAAUGCUUUCUGGAAAAGAGCAAGUGGAAUUUAGAGAUGAAGAUGCUUAUUCUGAUCCUUUUGUUGAGAACUUUGUGUUGGAACGACUUUCGGUCCAAAGUCCUCUUCGGGUACUAUUUGAUGUUGUUCCAGGCAUAAAAUUCCAGGAAGCCAUUGAAUUGAUUAGUAUGCAGCCAAUUUCUUCUAAUAUAGAAGCCAACAAGAGGAAGCAAGAUAUAGAACUCAUGCAUAUGCGUUAUGCUUUAGAAUCAACUGUUCUUGCUUUAGGAGCAAUGGAAAGGAGUAUGUCUGGCGAAAUAGAAAUCCACCAAGAUGUGCCAUUAUUUCAUUUAAAGGACUUGCAGAACCAUUUGGAUGCAAUAAGUAAUCUUCCACGCAAGAUUUUGAUGGUGAAUGUCAUCAUUUCACUACUGCAUAUGGAUAAUACCUCUGUUAACUUGAUGCAUUGUGGAUUACCGGGAAGCAGUUUGAAACUAUCAAAUGCUUGGUCUUCAGAAGAUAGUUAUUCGACUAGAAGUGAAGGGGGCAAUAAGAUGGUUAUAUCCUUUACUAGUGUGCUACUUGAUAUAUUGCGCCAUAAUAUUCCAUCCUCUAUGAUUGAAUUAGAGAACUCACUAGAUGAUGGUAUAAGCACAACCAGCAGACAGGCUCUCGAGUGGAGAAUCUUAAUCUCAAAGAGUUUCAUUGAAGAGUGGGAAUGGCGUUUGUCAAUUUUGCAGCAUCUCCUACCAUUAUCUGAACGACAAUGGAGAUGGAAAGAGGCACUAACAGUGUUACGUGCAGCUCCCUCCAAGCUACUCAACCUUUGCAUGCAAAAGGCAAAGUUUGAUAUUGGAGAAGAAGCAGUUCAUCGGUUUUCGUUAUCUGCUGAAGAUAAAGCUACUCUCGAGUUAGCUGAAUGGGUAGAUAGUGCCUUUAGACAAAAUUCUGUUGAUGACGUGGUGUCCCGUGUACAGGAUUUAGAUUUUUCCUCUUUAAGUUCCCAGUUGGGUCCCUUGGCUACAAUUCUUCUUUGUAUUGAUGUUGCUGCAACUUCUGCGAAGUCGGCAAAGAUGUCUCAGCAAUUGCUUAAACAGGCCGAAAAUAUGUUGUCUGAUAUAUAUCCUGGAGGAUCUCCCAAAGAUGGCUCCACUUAUUGGGACCAGAUCCUUGAGAUAGGAGUUAUCUCUGUGGCAGGGCGUCUUCUGAAACGCUUGCACAAGUUCUUGGAGCAGGACAACCCUCCAGCACUUCAGGCAAUCCUAUCUGGGGAAAUUGUUUUCACAUCAUCUAAAGAGUCCCACCGGCAAGAGCAGAGGGAACGAGCUCUUGCUUUAUUACAUCUGAUGAUUGAAGAUGCGCACAUGGGCAAGCGGCAGUUUUUGAGUGGUAAGCUUCAUAACCUUGCAAGAGCUGUUGCUGAUGAAGAAACUGAAUCAAGUACUACUAGAGCUGAAGGAUUGUAUGCUGAUCAGGGUGUUACUUCCAACAGUGACAAGGACAUUCUACUUGGGCUUGGGUUUAGAGUUGUUAAACAAAUACCUUUAAGUUCAAGUGGCGGAGAGUCUAGCCUUCAGUCUGCUGGUUAUGACAUUAAAGAUGCUGGGAAGAGAAUAUUUGUUCCCUUGAGUGGAAAACCCGUGACAUAUCUCUCACAAUUCAUUCUUCAUGUUGCUGCAAUUGGUGAUAUAGUUGAUGGGACUGAUACUACACAUGAUUUUAACUUUUUCUCCGUCGUGUAUGAAUGGCCUAAAGAUCUUUUGACCCGUCUUGUUUUUGAAAGAGGCAGUACUGAUGCUGCUGGGAAGGUAGCGGAAAUUAUGUAUGCAGAUUUUGUACAUGAGGUGAUUUCUGCAUGUGUGCCUCCGGUUUAUCCUCCACGAUCUGGAAAUGGGUGGGCAUGCAUUCCUGUUGUUCCUACAUUUCCUAAGAGUAGCUCUGAAAACAAAGUGCUGUCUCCCUCAUCUAAAGAUGCAAAACCUAAUUGCUAUUGCCGUUCUUCAGCAACACCUGGAGUGGCUUUGUACCCUCUCCAGUUGGAUUUGGUGAAACAUUUGGCAAAAAUAUCCCCGGUGAGGGCUGUUUUAGCAUGUGUAUUUGGGAGUAGUAUACUGUACAACAGCAGUAGCUCAUCAAUUUCAAGCUCUUUGAGUGAUGGAUUACUUCAGGCUCCUGAUGCUGAUCGCUUGUUUUAUGAGUUUGCUCUUGAUCAAUCUGAAAGGUUCCCAACUCUGAACAGGUGGAUACAGAUGCAAACUAACCUCCAUCGUGUGUCAGAAUUUGCUGUAACUGCAAAUCAAACAGCUGAUGACAGCAAUCUUGAAGCACGAACUUCUGUUAAGAGAGUUCGUGAACUUGACACUGAGACAGAGUCAGAUGCUGAUGACAUUGUGAGUAGUAUCCCUGGAGCUCUGUCUGACCUAAGUAGCCAUGGGAUUGAAGCCUCAGAUUUCUGGCUGGAUUCCUCAAAAUCUGAAGGCUCUCAACUUGACACGACAGUUUUCCUUUCCUUUGAUUGGGAUAAUGAGCAACCAUAUGAAAGGGCUGUAGAACGACUGAUUGAUGAAGGAAAGUUAAUGGAUGCUCUUGCACUGUCUGAUCGCUUUCUACGGAAUGGGGCCUCUGAUCAGCUUCUUCAGUUAGUCAUUGAACGAACAGAAGAAGUCCAUUCAAAUUCUGCACAGCAUCAAGGAUUUGGGGGGCGAAAUAUUUGGAGUAAUAGUUGGCAAUACUGCCUAAGGUUGAAAGACAAACAGCUGGCUGCUAGAUUAGCCCUAAGGUAUGUGCACUCAUGGGAAUUAGAUGCUGCUUUGGAUGUUCUCACAAUGUGCAGCUGCCAUCUUCCUGAAAACGAUUCCAUAAGGAAGGAGGUUUUGCAAAUGAAACAAGCUUUGCAGAGAUACAGUCACAUAUUGAGUGCAGAUGAUCAUUAUACAAGCUGGCAAGAGGUUGAAGCAGAUUGCAAGGAAGAUCCAGAGGGUCUGGCACUUAGGUUAGCUGGAAAAGGAGCUGUUUCUGCUGCACUUAAAGUGGCAGAAAGUGCAGGAUUAUCAAUUGAUUUACGGAGAGAAUUGCAGGGGCGGCAGCUUGUGAAGCUUCUGACUGCUGACCCCCUUAAUGGAGGAGGACCUGCUGAAGCCUCGCGCUUUCUUUCUUCAUUAAGGGACACAGAUGAUGCUUUGCCAGUUGCUAUGGGUGCAAUGCAGCUUUUACCCAAUUUGCGGUCAAAGCAACUUCUUGUUCAUUUCUUCCUGAAGCGAAGAGAAGGGAAUCUGUCCGAUGUUGAGAUUUCCCGGCUUAACUCAUGGGCUUUGGGGCUUCGUGUGUUGGCUGUCUUGCCCUUGCCAUGGCAACAAAGGUGUUCUUCCCUGCAUGAGCAUCCUCAUCUGAUUAUGGAAGUGCUACUGAUGAGAAAACAAUUGCAAUCUGCGACAUUGAUAUUAAAGGAAUUUCCUUCUUUACGAGACAAUCAUGUGAUUACUACAUAUGCAACUAAGGCUAUUGCUGUCAGUAUCAGCUUGCCUCCUAGGGAACAUCGCAUAUCUCUUACAGGAUCCAGACCAAAACAGAAGACAAGAUCAGGUGCCCCACAAAGAUCAUCCUUUACGAGCAGUCUAAGUAACUUACAAAAAGAGGCUCGUAGAGCUUUUUCAUGGGCUCCAAAAAAUACUGUGGAAAAAAACGCUCCUAAAGAUGUUUAUAGGAAAAGAAAAAGCUCGGGAUUGUCUCCCUCUGAUAGAGUUGCUUGGGAAGCAAUGACUGGAAUACAAGAGGACCGUGUUUCAUCUUUUUCAACAGAUGGGCAAGAGCGGCUUCCUUCCGUUUCAAUUACUGAGGAAUGGAUGCUUACAGGUGACCCAUCAAAAGAUGAAAGCAUUCGUUCUUCUCACAGAUAUGAAAGUGCCCCUGACAUCACAUUGUUCAAGGCACUGCUUGCUCUUUGCUCUGAUGAAUUAGUGUCCGCCAAAAUAGCCCUUGACUUGUGCAUUAAUCAAAUGAAGAAUGUCUUGAACUCUCAGCAGUUGCCUGAGAAUGCAUCUAUGGAAACAAUUGGUCGAGCAUAUCAUGCCACAGAAACAUUUGUCCAGGGUCUACUUUAUGCCAAAUCAUUGCUAAGAAAGCUUGCAGGUGGUAGUGAAUUGCCAAGUAAUUGGGAAAGAAAUAGAGAUACCGAUGACACAUCAUCUGAUGCUGGUAGCUCCAGUGUGGGUAGUCAAUCCACAGAUGAGCUUUCUGAAAUUUUGUCACAGGCAGAUAGGUGGCUGGGUCGCGCAGAGCUGCUGCAAAGCCUUUUGGGAUCAGGGAUUGCUGCUUCUCUUGAUGACAUAGCUGAUGGAGAGUCAUCUGCCCAUCUUCGUGACAGAUUGGUUGCAGAGGAACGGUACAGCAUGGCUGUUUAUACUUGCAAAAAGUGUAAGAUUGAUGUCUUCCCAGUGUGGAAUGCAUGGGGUCAUGCGUUAAUUCGGAUGGAGCGCUAUGGACAUGCUCGUGUGAAAUUUAAGCAAGCUCUUCAGUUGCACAAGGGUGACCCUGGACCAGUUAUUCUAGACAUUAUUAAUACAAUUGAAGGUGGCCCUCCAGUUGAUGUUUCAGCUGUUCGUUCUAUGUAUGAACACCUGGCUAAAAGUGCACCCACAAUCUUGGAUGAUUCUCUUUCUGCUGAUUCAUAUCUCAACAUCUUAUACAUGCCAUCAACAUUCCCUCGUUCAGAGAGGUCAAGACGUUCACAACUGUCUGCAAAUAAUAAUUCUGUGUAUAGUCGAGACUUUGAAGAUGGUCCUCGGAGUAACCUGGAUAAUACUAGAUAUGCUGAAUGUGUUAAUUACUUAAAAGAGUAUGCACGCCAGCAUUUGCUUGGCUUUAUGUUUAGGCAUGGUCACUACCAUGAUGCUUGCUUCUUGUUCUUUCCCCCUGAUGAAGUUCCCCCACCACCACAGCCAUCAAUAACAAGUGGAGUGUCUUCUUCAUCACCCCAACGACUAGAUUCUUUGGCAACUGAUUAUGGAACAAUUGAUGAUCUGUGUGAAUUGUGCAUUGGUUAUGGUGCUAUGCCUAUUUUGGAGGAAGUCCUUUCAACUAGAAUGUCAUCAACUGAAUCUCAGGAUGCAGCGGUGAAUCAGUAUACAAUGACAGCCCUUACCCGUAUUUGCCUCUAUUGUGAAACUCACAAGCAUUUCAAUUAUUUAUACAGGUUUCAGGUAAUCAAAAUGGACCAUGUUGCUGCUGGACUGUGUUGCAUUCAGUUGUUUGUGAAUUCUUCUUCACAAGAGGAAGCCAAUAGACAUUUGGAACGUGCCAAGAUGCACUUUGACGAAGGAUUGUCUGCAAGGCAUAAAGGUGGGGAAUCUACUAAGCUUGUAACAAAAGGUGUUCGAGGAAAAAGUGCAUCUGAAAAGCUUACAGAAGAAGGUCUUGUAAAAUUUUCUGCCCGAGUAUCAAUCCAGGUUGAAGUUGUUAAAUCCUUUAAUGACUCGGAAGGACCACAGUGGAAACAUUCACUUUUUGGGAAUCCAAAUGAUCCAGAAACUUUUAGACGAAGAUGUAAAAUUGCAGAGGUUCUUGUCGAGAAGAAUUUUGAUUUGGCAUUCCAAUUGAUCUAUGAAUUCAAUCUUCCUGCUGUUGAUAUAUAUGCUGGUGUUGCUGCAUCUCUUGCUGAGAGAAAAAGAGGCAGCCAAUUGACAGAAUUCUUUAGAAACAUCAAGGGUACAAUAGAUGACGAUGACUGGGAUCAGGUGUUAGGUGCCGCAAUAAAUGUAUAUGCUAAUAAGCAUAAAGAGCGUCCAGACCGUCUGAUAGACAUGUUAACUAGCAGCCACAGGAAGGUUCUUGCUUGUGUAGUUUGUGGUCGAUUAAAAAGUGCAUUUCAAAUUGCUUCAAGGAGUGGUAGUGUUGCUGAUGUUCAAUAUGUUGCGCAUCAGGCACUGCAUGCAAAUGCACUUCCCGUGCUUGAUAUGUGUAAGCAAUGGUUGGCUCAAUACAUGUAACCAAUUGCUAGAAGAAUCUGAGUGUCCAAAGCGCAUAUUUUGGUUUAUUUA